UUUCUACGGUUGAUGCGGGGUUUCGACGCCGAAGACGUGGAAGUCAUACGGAAAGCAGUGGAGUCAGGUGGUGUGGACGCAAAGGCAUGUGCUCCUGGACCACCGAUGGACGAACGACCGGACGACGAUCAACCCGAAGAGGAUUCCGGUUUAAUUCCACAAAUCGAUCGACCAAUGAGUAUGCCAUACUUAUGCUGCAAAUUGUGGCGAUGGAAAGAUCUCCAGGUCGAUGCAGCUCUCCAUCGCUUAGAGGCACUGCCAUGGUGUCGUUUCGGUCGGGUGACGAUCAACAACGCCACCGUAUCCUGUUGUAAUCCCUACCAUUAUGCAUUAUGGAUACGACCGGAGACGAGUUCUAGUGAUGAGGAUUCACUACGUGACAGUAGUCAGCGUGAAGUGCCCAUGGGUAAUGGUCAUAUCGCCUACAGAAGUCAUAUGGUGACUCCUGAUGUUGAUCUUUCGUUGCAUCUACCUCGGGUAUUUUCCGUCGAUUUGCCGUCGAAUUCACCUCCGUCAGUGCCGCCGACACCUCCUGAACCGGAGUGUUCCCCACCCGGCACCUCGACUUCCUCCCCCUUACACAUGAUUCAUCACCAUGCUGCAGGUAACGUUUUGGUCACAUGGGGCCGUAUGUCACGUUGGGAAAGGAAAGAUCGGGUGGGUGAGCCAUUAUCGCUCACUGGAUCGUUUGCUGCUGUUGGUAUACUUUCCCAGUCAGUCCACGAUGCACAGCCGGUUUGCAGUGAGUGGGAUCUGAAAAACGAGGUGUCGUUCGCGUUGAUACGGCAGUCCGAUCCUAUAGGUUCUGAUGCUCCCGAAGAUGUAUGGUUAUAUAACAGCGGUACACGGCCGUUAUUUAUAAGCAUGACAGCUUCAUCAUCAAAACCGGAUACGUUACGACGUCUUUCACCGGGUUAUUGCAUCCGCGUACAUAAAGGGGAAGCAACAGCCAGUGCUCCAGCUAGUGAACGAGCCAUUCAACUUCAUCGGAGGAUGAGUCGGGAUCCAGCGUUAUCGCAUAGCAAUCUAGUGAUAUCAGUGGGUCGAGGAUGGGGACCGAAUUACAGUCGAUUGUAUGUGACGGAUAUACCAUGUCGAUACGAGGUGUCAUUCGCGUGA
Haemonchus placei is the source of this 1119-nucleotide messenger RNA. NCBI's taxonomy places the organism in Eukaryota, Metazoa, Nematoda, Chromadorea, Rhabditida, Trichostrongylidae. The record is from the annotation of a GenBank genome assembly.